This is a messenger RNA of Ahaetulla prasina, 3174 nucleotides long. RefSeq names its product GATA binding protein 6 (gene GATA6). The record is from RefSeq and is a predicted model, not a curated record. The transcript has 7 exons. Gene Ontology annotation, biological process: cell fate commitment; positive regulation of transcription by RNA polymerase II; epithelial cell differentiation. Gene Ontology annotation, molecular function: RNA polymerase II cis-regulatory region sequence-specific DNA binding; zinc ion binding; DNA-binding transcription factor activity, RNA polymerase II-specific. The coding region runs from base 322 to 1890 and encodes 522 amino acids. Gene Ontology annotation, cellular component: nucleus. Lineage: Eukaryota; Metazoa; Chordata; Lepidosauria; Squamata; Colubridae.
GGCAUCCCCGCCGAGAGUCCGCUGGCGCCUGACACAGCGCGCCUCUCUCCCUCCCGCGCGGGUGUUUGUUUAGGGUCCCCUCGAGCCAAUCAGGCUGGCCGGCUGCACUUUUCCGGCGCGGCUGUUGGAGGAGGCGCCUCGGUCGGUUUGUCGGUCGCUCCCUGUCAGGCGCCGCUCCGGUCCGCGCUCUGCUUUGGCCGCUCGCAGUCCGCCGCAGCCGCAGGAAAGAGAAGCCUCCGGAGCCGCGGCCCAAGAGAGGCUUGUCUUGACCGAGCCGCGGUAGCCAAACGGCGAAAGGCUUGCUCAGCGCCGCAGGGCUGGAUGGCCCUGGCCGAGGGCGGCUGGUGCCUGCUGAAGCGCUGCGGUCCCGACGAUUCGCCUUACCCGUUGGUCCCCCGGGAAGUGCCGGGCCCUUCGCCCUCGCCUUCCUCGUCCUCGGGCUGUUCCCCCAGCGGGGGCGGGGGCCCGCCCAACGUCAGGAGCUUCAAGCAGGAGCCCGGAGGCGCUCUCUCGACCUCGCCGCAGAUCGGCCUGGCCGAAGGCCGAGCCUUGCUGGGGCCUUUUGUGUCUCUGGCGGCGGCGGCGGCGCCCUCCAGCCUGCCCAGCUGGGAGGACUUGCUCCUUUUCGCGGACUUGGAUCAGGCCAACAAACUGAUCUGGUCAAGCCGGGCCUCGGCCAAGCUGAGCCCGGAUCCCCCGCCGCCGCCAAUAAUCGAGGACAUGUACCACCACCCGCACGCCCACCCUCACUCCCAGAGCCUACAGGGCGGCACCUAUGACGGAGCGUCCCCGGGCAGCGGCGGAGGCGGCUUCGUGCCUUCCACGGCCGGAUCUCCUGUCUACGUGCCGACCACCCGCGUCGGGUCCAUGCUGCCUUACCUCCAGAAUCCCCCGGGCGCGGGACAGGCCGGGGGACCGUCAGCUUGGCCCCCGCAGGGCGCCCCGGAAAGCCCGUCCUCUUCCUAUGGCGCCAGUGCUGGCGGAUGCGCCCAUCCAGCCUCGGGCCGUUUCUCCUACCCAGCUGGCAGCCCCCCGGCUUCCAACGGCGCCCCCCGGGAACCGGCAGCCUACAGCCCGCGCGAGCAGUUCCGGCCGCUGAACGGAUCCUACUACAACCCCUACGUGGGCGCCCAGUUCAGCCCGCCAGGCUGGGCAAGUCCCUUCGACAACUCUCUGCUGCACUGCCUGCCCAGCCGAGCCACCACCCUCGCCGUGAGGCCGUCCAGCGCAGAUCUCCUGGAUGAUCUGAAUGAGAGCCGGGAAUGCGUCAACUGUGGCUCCAUCCAGACCCCCCUGUGGAGAAGAGAUGGGACUGGCAACUAUCUCUGCAAUGCCUGUGGGUUGUACACCAAGAUGAAUGGCCUCAGUAGACCCCUGAUCAAACCUCAGAAGAGAGUGCCUUCUUCAAGGCGAUUGGGCUUAUCCUGUGCGAACUGUCAUACCACAACCACCACUCUUUGGCGCAGGAAUGCAGAAGGAGAGCCCGUGUGCAAUGCUUGUGGCCUGUACAUGAAGCUUCAUGGGGUGCCCCGACCUCUUGCUAUGAAAAAAGAGGGAAUUCAAACCAGGAAACGAAAACCAAAGAAUAUAGCUAAGACAAAAUCAUGCUCUGGUAAUAAUAACAAUAAUGCUGUUCCUAUGACUCCAACUUCCACAUCUUCUACAAACUCAGAUGACUGUAGAAAAAAUGCUUCCCCAAGCACACAAACAGCCUCAGGGGCAGUCUCUUCUGUGAUGUCCAGCCGGGGUGAGAGCACCAGUCCCGAGACUAGCGCACUCAAAUAUUCUGGCCAGGAAGGCCUCUACUCCGGUGUUAGCCUGACUUCCACUGCAGAAGUGACAGCUUCUGUGAGACAAGAUUCUUCCUGGUGUGCCUUAGCUCUAGCGUGAAUUGGUGGCACAUCAAUGCUGGUGUGGAUAUUUGCCCGGGGCUGCAGCCAGUCAUUUGCCCUUGUGUUGGAUAUUUUUGCCUUGAUCAAGCAGUCCAAGAAGCUGUAGCAGUGAGGGCAGGGACGUUUUGCCCAUCAUACCUGCUUCUAGAUAACAUUUCUUCCCUGCAACACUGACUCUCCAAGUCAUGAGUCUGCAAGAGAUUCAAGGGAGUUGGAACUGCUUUUUUUUUUUUUAACUCAACAAGGAGUGCCCUUCUGCACUAUUCAUAGAUCUUCACCGUGACUAUCUAUGCUGGCCUCGUAUAUUUGAGGAUUGUGUCUUUGUCUCACUCCCACGUGACCAACAUCCAAGACCUGAUUGAUGUUGACAUUUUUCUUUUCUUUUUGUAGACAAAGUAGGCAAAGCUUACAUUACAGCGGAUAAUGCAGUGUAGAAGAGCAAUGCAAAUGUGCAUCUUGUCCAUAUGUGUAACUGCAUAUCUUGUACUUGACAGUUUCUGAUCUUUCUCCCAGGUCAGUGUUCCCAGCUAGUGCCUUCUGCUCUAUAUUUUCUGGGUAGUUUUUCUGAAGUAAGUAAAGACCAAUGAAGGAAAACAUUUGGUACACCCUUCUCAAGUUAGAACUUGCUAACAAGAACGUAUACUGAAAUAUUUGCAUUAUCGUCUUUUAAGUAUAUACUGUGAUGGAAGAGGUGGAGCAUCUACGAUAUGACUGAACUGUAUGUAGUCAGUCAGAAUUUGUAAACAGGGUAGCCUUUAAAAAAAAAAGAGAUCCCUUUUGCAUAUACACAAUUUUGUUUUCAUGAAAAGUGCAAUUUCUCUUGCAGCAAUCAGUGUUAAAUCAUAAGCAUAAGAUUUAACCGCAGUUUUUAUACGAAUGAAUGGAAUGAAUGUAAACAUUUUAACUUAAUGGUACAUAAAUAAUUUAAAAGAAAACAAGUUAAACUAGGCAUCUUUAUAGGGUUUUUUUUAUUGCAACAAAAAUGUUUGAUGUCUGUGUUUCUGAUUUUCAAGCAAACGUUUCAAGAACAAAAGUUUUCUCAGGAAAAAAAAAAGAUUGGCCUGUCUAACCUAGCCUUCCACAAAGCUCUUGGCCUCCAACCGAGUUGGAUUGCAAUGCCCAGAACACCAACCCUGCAUCAUGGAAGAUUGAUGCUGAUUGGGAAUUCUGAUAGUUGUAGCUAGACCUAUGGAGCAGGGCUGGCCUAUCUAGUCAUAAGCUUUUAUAGAUACACAGUCAUCCCUACUCUCUUACCACCAAUAAAGUAUGUGCUAGAAAAGUG